Messenger RNA from Juglans microcarpa x Juglans regia, 2895 nucleotides. Its product is annotated as receptor-like protein EIX2. Bases 1 to 2895 code for a protein of 964 amino acids. The transcript has a single exon. The record is from RefSeq and is a predicted model, not a curated record. Gene Ontology annotation, molecular function: protein binding. NCBI's taxonomy places the organism in Eukaryota, Viridiplantae, Streptophyta, Magnoliopsida, Fagales, Juglandaceae.
AUGAGAGCUUGUUAUCUCCAAUUUCUGCUUCUUCUACUUGCAGUCAUAUCAUGCAAGGCAACAAAACUUGGAUUUAGUUUGGAUUUGAGCGAUUCUAAAGUCAGAUGCAUAGAGGAAGAACGACAAGCACUCCUCCAAUUCAAACAACACUUUGUUGAUCCUUCCAAUUGGCUGUCUUCUUGGAACAGUGAUCAUGAGGAUUGUUGUAAGUGGGAAGGAAUUCAAUGCAGCAACCGAACAGGUCAUGUUGUUACGCUUGAUCUCCGGGCAGAUUGGUCUGCUAAACCACUACCUAAAUAUGUAGAAGGUGAGAUAAGCUCUUCAUUGCUUGGAUUGCAAUAUUUGACAUACCUCGACUUAAGUUCCAAUAGAUUUUCCGGAAGAGCCUUCCCAAAUUUUGUUGGCUCACUCACUAAAUUACAAUAUCUCGAUCUUUCAUAUACUCAUAUAGUCGGAACCAUUCCACAACAAAUAGGAAAUCUCUCGGGAUUAAUUUAUCUUGAUCUCAGCUGGAAUUUUGAUCUGAUUGAGGCACAUAAUCUUGAUUGGUUAAUUCAUCUUUCAUCUCUGACACACUUGGGCAUGACUUCGGUCAACCUCAGCCAGGUACUCAAUUGGCCCAAUAAGGUUAUGAUGCUCCCUUCUUUGAUAUACUUGAGUCUAAGUGAUUGCAGUCUCUCCACAAUGACUCCUCAGUUGCUUUCCAAUGCUAAUUCAUCAUCUCAACUUCUAUUGCUGGAUCUCUCCCGCAAUCAUCUCAAUUGCUCCAUAAUUCAUUGGUUGUUCAACUCCACUACAAGCCUUGUUGAUCUUAGCCUCAGUGGUAAUUUGUUACAAUGCUCCAUUCCGGAAGCUUUUGGUGGCAUAAAUUCUCUUCAAAGACUAGAGCUCGAGGGAAAUCAACUUGUUGGUGGCAUUCCAAAAUCUUUUGGGAAUUUAUGUGCCUUAAGUUCAUUGUACCUUUCGGAAAACAAUCUCAGUGGAAGUCUUUACGAAUUUAUGAGUAAUGUGUCAAGUUGCUUGGUGGACUCCUUGCAGUAUUUUGAAAUAGGCUCAAAUAGAUUCAUGGGGCCAUUGCCAGAGAGUAUAGGUAACUUCUCCAAUCUGAAGGCUUUAGGAUUAGGUGGGAAUAAUCUCACAGGGCCAUUGCCUGAGAGUUAUGGUAGCUUCUCCAAUCUUGAGGCUUUAGGAUUAGGCGGGAAUAAUUUCACAGGGCCAUUGCCUGAGAGUUAUGGUAACUUAUCCAAUCUAGAGAUGUUGGAUGUUGCUGGGAAUUCCCUCUCGGGGGUGAUCUCUGAAGCCCAUUUUUCAAAUCUCUUCAAACUGAAACAUUUAGUUUUAGGAUUGAACUCUUUGAUUUUGAAGUUCAGCUACGAUUGGGUUCCACCAUUCCAACUGCGUGUUAUUCAUUUGAGUUCUUGCAGAUUGGGAUUAGCUUUCCCAAAGUGGCUUCAAAGUCAAAAAAAUUAUGCUAUACUUGAGAUUUCUAAUGCUGGAAUUUCUGACAUGAUCCCAGCUUGGUUUUGGGACUUCCCUGUCGGGUUAAUCUCUUUAGAUAUGUCAAACAACCAGUUGCAUGGGAACUUGCCAGACUUGUCAUCAUCCAGACUUGGUUAUUAUGCUACUAUAGAUUUAAGCUCGAACCAAUUUAACGGUUCAAUUCCAUCUUUUCCAUCGAAUGUGGCAUCACUUGGCCUAUCAAAUAAUAGUUUUUCGGGUAACAUUUCCUUUAUAUGUGAAUUCACAUAUCAAUCCUUGUUCCUUUUAGACCUAUCAAACAAUAAACUAUCGGGAGAGCUUCCAGAUUGCUGGAUGCAUAUGCAUGAUUUAAUGACUCUUAAUCUGGCCAACAACAAUUUCUAUGGGAAAAUAUCACACUCAAUGGGCUCCCUAGUCUUUCUUGAAUUUUUACAUUUGAGCAACAAUAGUUUUGUCGGAAAGCUACCAUUGUCCCUUCAGAAUUGCAGUUACUUGACAACCAUUGACGUGGGUGAAAAUAAAUUGUCGGGAAUGGUACCUUCAUGGAUAGGCGAUAGUUUGCCUCGGUUGAUUAUUCUUAGCCUACGAUCAAAUGGAUUUUAUGGAAGUUUUCCUUUAAACCUAUGUCAGCUUUCAAAAAUUCAACUCUUGGAUCUUUCUUUAAACAAGAUCGGGGGAACUAUUCCACAGUGCAUCAAAAAUUUGACAUCAAUGUCUCAGAAACAGAGCACAAGUCACACUGGUAUUUAUUCUGUCCAGAAAGCUUAUGCAGACCAUGCACCAUUUGUAUGGAAAGGAAGGAUGUCUGUGUUCGAGAAUUCAUUGGGACUUGUAAAGAUUAUUGAUCUAUCAAGUAAUAAAUUACAUGGAGAAGUUCCUGAAGGAUUUACGAGUCUCAAAGAGUUAAUUUCCUUGAAUUUAUCAAGAAACAACUUCACUGGAUCAAUAACAUUGAAGAUAGGUCUACUUCAAAAUUUACAAUCUCUUGAUUUAUCUAGAAAUCAACUUCGUGGUGAAAUCCCAACGAGCAUUUCCGACAUAAGUUUUCUUAGUUAUUUGGACUUGUCCAAUAACAAUUUAUCUGGCAAAAUUCCAACUGGAACUCAACUUCAGAGACUCAAUGCUUCUGCCUUUAUGGGGAAUCCUGAAUUAUGUGGUUCUCCACUUCCAAACAAGUGUCCUCCACUUCCAAACAAGUGUCCUGAAGAUCUUUAUCCAGUUUACAAUGACACUAGAACCCGCAGGAAUGUUAACAUUCAGGCAAAUGAUGAUGAUGGGCUUAUAACUCGAGGAUUUUAUGUCGCCGCAGCCAUUGGGUUUAUUGUAGGAUUCUGGGGAGUGUGUUGCUCUUUAUUGCUCAACCUACGGUACAUAACGAUGCGUCUCACUUCCAAUGCUCGGAUGAUGUUGAGAUAA